UUCAGUCUAUAGCCUUAGCUAUACACACUUGUUCAUUUAGUCGAUCUCCUCUGCUUUCUUGGACUUUGCACUUGGACUAAAAGAAGAGCAAGAAUGAAACCUGCCAUACUGAUUCUAUGUCUGCUGGGAGCAGCCUACGCUAAUCCAAUCUUGCAUAAAAUGGCUAUGGAGAUGAUUCAACAUGCAUCCAACUCUUCGGAAAGCUCUUCAAUAUCUGAAUCCUCCGACCAGAGUAAUACCUCGGAACCUUCAGAAGAGACGUCCAAGGAAAAUGCCUCCGACAGCAAUAGCUCAGAAUCGCUCGAAUCUGACUCGGAUGAAACGAUCUCUAAAGAGAGCGAAAGCCAUUCUGUGGAAAGCCUGAUCGAAAAAAGCGAGACUGCACUGACAUCGGACAACACUCAAAGCAGUAAAGAGAAUGUUCGUAGGGGCUGGAUCUACACCCUGAAAUGGGUCCAUACGAACAACAGUGACAAAGUGCAAGGGACCAGCCAGCCAGACAUCAAAUCCAUUAGUGAUGCAUCAAUGAAAAGUGAAAGCAGUGAAUCAAGUGAAAGCCAGGAAACGGUUGUUCUGAGCACAAAGGAAGAGAAUAACGGUGCCGACACAAGUGAAAGCACUGAACACAGUCAUAGUGUUGAAGGUGCUGAGUAUAGUACAAGCAACAGCAGCAGCAGCAGCAGUGAAAGCACUGAGUCCAACAGCAGUGCAGAGGAGAGCGAAAGCCGCUCAACUGAGUGCCCUCCCGGGGCUGACAGCCAAGAAUGUGACAGCGAGGAAGACUUUCCUCAGGAUAUCGGUGACGAUGGUGCAACCGACCCUUUCAAUGGCUUCCUAAUGCCUGAUUUCACUGAGCCCUAGCAGCAGUUUAAGACAUGAUCGUAUGACUCAAUGCUCUGAUAUCUGCAAGUGGAAAUCCCAGGAACAUAUUAAAAUGGGAAUGUUCUAGGAAAAUAUUUAAAGGACGGUAUGUAAGGAAAUUGGCAUAAUAGUAAUAUAAACCGUUAAAUAAAUGUUAAUAAUACUAUUUUUUAAGGUACCUCAGUCUAGAUCAUUCUUAACUUAAAAUUAAAAAUAUAUUAUUGGCAUACAUUGAUGUUUUGUUUUUAUACUUGACCCUAUUGUUAACACUUU
This is a messenger RNA of Pimephales promelas (fathead minnow), 1134 nucleotides long. It is a transcript of the gene scpp1, whose product is annotated as secretory calcium-binding phosphoprotein 1. The record is from RefSeq and is a predicted model, not a curated record. Lineage: Eukaryota; Metazoa; Chordata; Actinopteri; Cypriniformes; Leuciscidae.